GCCGGGAGGGCCGGAGACCCAGGGCUGAGGGCACGGGCCGCGCGCCGGCUCGAAGCGAGCGUCGGCCGUCGGGAGCGCGCGAGAGCGGGGCGGGUGUGGAGCGUGCGGGGGCCGCGCGCUGCCUCUCAGAGGCCGGACAGCACUGCUGGCAGGCGGCAGCGACAACGACGGCGGCGGUGACGGGUACCGCACCGGGGUAAAGCACCAUAACCUGGUUGAACUCUGCAUCCAGGAAGCCCAAGAUUGAAGACAAAAGAUCAGAGACAUUGACUUACUUGGAAACAGGGACAUCUUUGGAAUUUUGUUUUUAUCUACAAUAAUCUUUUAAACUAGCAUCAAGUGGAAUUUAGUUCUUCAUCUUAUUCUGCUUAUUGGAAAGAAUAUGGCUUCAAGGAUUUUAAGUUUCUCUUUAGUUUUGCAUGAACUCGAUAGAAAACGGAGCCCUUAAAGGGCCUGGGAAUAACAAGAAAAGGUUGGAAACAGACAGUAUUGCUAGCUGUUUUCUCUCCCCCUUCAAAGAAAAGGAUUUACAACUCAACCUUGUGACAGCUGUUGUCCAGCUUUGGCCAUCAAGAGAAAAAUAAAUAAAAUUAAGUCACCGUUGCCAGACUGCCAGUCCUGGUGAAGUCAAGGUGUGGGAGUGGUGGUGGCAUUGAGAAGGCUGCUGAAGACAGACAAGAACUGCAGUUCAAACAGCAUCUCUCUAAGGCUGGAAGGGACUGCAGGUUUUUUCUUGGAUUAACAUAGCCCAGGGCACACCUCUUCUAGGUGCAGCUCAUAUUUUGUGGACGUGUGGUAGUUGUGGAGGUUUUCGUGUAUCUCCGCAGAAGAAUUAUUGUUUGCUUAAAGUUUCCUGCCCUAUCCUGAUAGUCUCUCCUCUCCUUUUGAAGACCUGCCUCCAUCCAUGAGCUGUACUUUGAUCUGUCUGACUCUCCAUGUUUUCCACCUGCAACUGUUUGCAUGUGUACAGCCUACUGUUUGUCUCCAAUUUUUAAACUGUACAAGUUGUGUUUCUUAAUCUCCUUGUCUGUUCUGGGGUGGUGGUUAUUCAUCAGUUGAAAUCACCUUUCCCCCUCCCAUGUGCUUUCCUUCAUUUGAGAUCUUUUGACCUUUGUUUUUAUUUGGGAGGGGGAAGGGUGAUAAUUUUACGUUUUCUGUUUUCCCCAGUUUCUUUUCUCUCUGUUUCCCUCAUCCCAUUUUCUUGUCUGUUCUGCCGCUGUGUGGGCCUGGGCUAUGCGGCAGGGCACAUCUUCCAUCAGAGCUCCAACAUGCCGGCAGAGUCUGGAAAGAGAUUCAAACCCAGCAAGUAUGUACCGGUCUCAGCAGCUGCCAUCUUCCUAGUGGGAGCUACGACGCUCUUCUUUGCCUUUACGUGUCCAGGACUAAGCCUGUAUGUGUCACCUGCAGUGCCCAUCUACAAUGCGAUUAUGUUUCUCUUUGUGCUGGCCAACUUCAGCAUGGCCACCUUUAUGGACCCAGGAAUCUUCCCCCGAGCUGAAGAGGAUGAAGAUAAAGAAGAUGAUUUCCGAGCUCCUCUUUACAAAACAGUUGAGAUCAAGGGCAUCCAGGUGCGCAUGAAAUGGUGUGCCACCUGCCGCUUCUACCGUCCUCCUAGGUGUUCCCACUGCAGUGUCUGUGACAACUGUGUAGAGGAAUUUGAUCAUCACUGCCCCUGGGUGAACAACUGUAUUGGUCGCCGAAACUACCGCUAUUUCUUCCUCUUCCUCCUUUCCCUGACAGCCCACAUCAUGGGUGUGUUUGGGUUUGGCCUCCUUUACGUCCUCUAUCACAUAGAGGAGCUCUCAGGGGUCCGCACAGCUGUCACAAUGGCAGUGAUGUGCGUGGCUGGCUUAUUUUUCAUCCCUGUAGCUGGCCUCACAGGAUUUCACGUGGUGCUGGUGGCUAGGGGACGUACAACCAAUGAACAGGUUACGGGUAAAUUUCGGGGAGGUGUGAACCCCUUCACCAAUGGCUGCUGUAACAAUGUCAGCCGUGUCCUCUGCAGUUCUCCAGCACCCAGGUAUUUGGGGAGACCAAAGAAAGAGAAGACGAUUGUAAUCAGACCUCCUUUCCUUCGACCAGAAGUGUCAGAUGGGCAGAUAACUGUGAAGAUCAUGGAUAAUGGCAUCCAGGGAGAGCUGAGGAGAACUAAGUCUAAGGGAAGUCUAGAGAUAACAGAGAGCCAGUCUGCAGAUGCGGAACCUCCACCUCCUCCUAAGCCAGACCUGAGCCGUUACACUGGGCUGCGAACACACCUCAGCCUAGCUAAUGAGGAUAGCAGCCUCUUGGGCAAGGACAGCCCCCCUACACCUACCAUGUACAAGUACCGGCCAGGUUAUAGUAGCAGCAGUACAUCAGCUGCCAUGCCUCAUUCCUCCAGCGCCAAGUUGAGUCGGGGAGACAGCUUGAAGGAGCCAACCUCAAUUGCAGAAAGCAGCCACCAUCCUAGCUACCGCUCAGAGCCCAGCUUGGAGCCAGAGAGUUUCCGGUCUCCCACCUUUGGGAAGAGCUUUCAUUUUGAUCCACUGUCCAGUGGCUCACGUUCCUCCAGCCUCAAGUCAGCCCAGGGCACAGGCUUUGAGCUGGGCCAAUUGCAAUCCAUUCGUUCAGAGGGCACCACCUCCACCUCCUAUAAGAGCCUGGCCAAUCAGACACGCAACGGAAGUCUGUCUUACGACAGCCUACUCACUCCUUCAGACAGCCCUGAUUUUGAGUCAGUACAGGCAGGGCCUGAGCCAGAUCCACCUUUAGGCUACACCUCUCCCUUCCUGUCAGCCCGGCUGGCCCAGCAACGGGAAGCCGAGAGGCACCCACGUUUGGUACCAACUGGCCCAGCGCACCGAGAGCCCUCACCAGUCCGUUAUGACAAUCUGUCACGCCACAUUGUGGCCUCUCUCCAGGAACGAGAGAAGCUGCUGCGACAGUCACCCCCGCUUGCAGGCCGUGAGGAAGAACCUGGCUUGGGGGACUCGGGCCUUCAGUCAACACCAGGCUCAGGCCAUGCCCCUCGUACUAGUUCCUCCUCAGAUGAUUCAAAGAGAUCACCCUUGGGCAAGACUCCACUGGGACGCCCAGCUGUCCCCCGUUUUGGCAAACCAGAUGGGCUAAGGGGCCGGGGACUAGGGUCCCCUGAACCAGCCCCAGCUGCCCCGUACCUGGGCCGAUCAAUGUCUUACAGCAGCCAAAAAGCCCCAGCAGGUGUCUCAGAGACAGAGGAAGUGGCACUGCAACCAUUACUGACACCCAAAGAUGAAGUACAGCUCAAGACUGCCUACAGCAAAUCUAAUGGGCAGCCCAAGAGUAUAGGCUCAGCCUCCCCUGGCCCAGGCCAGCCACCUCUCAGUAGCCCCACAAGGGGAGGAGUCAAGAAGGUGUCAGGGGUGGGUGGUACCACCUAUGAGAUUUCGGUGUGAGCCUUGGGCGCCUCCCCUCUCCCAUGCCUUUGCGCCUACACCAAAGGGCCCCAGGUGGCCACCUUCCUUCCCUCAAGGGGCUCCCCUCCCUUGCAUGGACAUUUUUUAAACCACGGAUUCUGAGAGAAUGAGGAAUGUUUUAUAAAAUGCCAUGGGGUUGAGGAGUUGGGAGUUUGGGCCCUGAGACUGGGUAGCAACCCCCUUUGACCUUUUAAGACCUUCCCUUUCUUGAUCCCUGGACCAGACUCAGUGGACAUUUGUGCAAUUGCUCGCCCUGGAGGGAACCAGAUCAUUUUUAAACCAGAAAUAAUUUUUUUUAUUAUUGUUA
Nannospalax galili (Upper Galilee mountains blind mole rat) is the source of this 3741-nucleotide messenger RNA. RefSeq names its product zinc finger DHHC-type containing 5 (gene Zdhhc5). The coding region runs from base 1269 to 3413 and encodes 714 amino acids. Gene Ontology annotation, biological process: protein palmitoylation. The transcript is spliced from 12 exons. Gene Ontology annotation, molecular function: palmitoyltransferase activity. The record is from RefSeq and is a predicted model, not a curated record. Lineage: Eukaryota; Metazoa; Chordata; Mammalia; Rodentia; Spalacidae.